AUGUGUUCCUCUUUAACUCAAGUUGUUUUCACAAUUGUCAUGCUUGGUGCCAUCGCACUAACUGUUGCAUCAAUUUUUGGAGAGAGUAAGUUUUUCUGAAACAUUUUUGUUUCCCAGUUAGAUAUUUUUAGAAUGGUCUACUGUCGCACAAAACGUUCAGGACUCACUAAUCCAAGAAGGUAUCAAAGGAACGGAAAAAUGGUUGAAAUAUCUACCAUUUUUAUGCGAAGGAGACGAUUGUGCUAGUUUCUGGAAGGAAUGUUUUAUAGCUUUUGAAAAAAAAUCUCAAAUUUAA
Caenorhabditis angaria is the source of this 295-nucleotide messenger RNA. The record is from the annotation of a GenBank genome assembly. NCBI's taxonomy places the organism in Eukaryota, Metazoa, Nematoda, Chromadorea, Rhabditida, Rhabditidae.